Messenger RNA from Saccharomyces cerevisiae S288C, 597 nucleotides. RefSeq names its product Htc1p (gene HTC1). NCBI's taxonomy places the organism in Eukaryota, Fungi, Ascomycota, Saccharomycetes, Saccharomycetales, Saccharomycetaceae. The transcript has a single exon. The coding region runs from base 1 to 597 and encodes 198 amino acids. Gene Ontology annotation, cellular component: cytoplasm. The record is from RefSeq and is marked reviewed.
AUGCAACAAGAUAUCGUCAACGAUCACCAGGAGGAGGCCCAAGGGUGGAAGUGGGAACAAAUCAAAGAGAUAAUUGAAUCGGGGGAGCUUGCCCGUUUGAAACGAAGUCGCCAGAUGACUGACAAAUACCACGAGCAUAAGAAAAGGACUGCUGGCCUGGACAUGAACCAGUACGUUUUGCAAAAACUAGGCUGGUCGCUAGACGAACCGCAGCUCGAAAAUGCUGCCGCGAAGGCUUUUAGUUCUUCUACUCUAUAUGCUGUGCGUGCCAACGAUUUCCCGUAUAACUUCGAGCCUGGUGUUGUACACCUUGUUCUCUGGUCCAAGGUUGCCCUGCCAGUACAUUCCCCAGAUAAGGCCGUGCGCGAAGCGGCCCGCGCUCGCAUGAAUGCAUUUUUGCAGGCACAGCCGCUACUGCGUCCACUUCUAAGCUCGGGUCACGUGGCCUGGUUUGUCAACUACCCGGAACUACAAAGUGUUGCCCGGAUUUUCCACGCUCACGUGCUGCUUUUCUUCCCACGGGAACGCUAUUCCGCGGAACAGGUAAAAACGACCGUUGAUGAUAUCCUUUCACACGGUUUCGAGCCACUUGCCUGA